AUGAGUGCUCCAGAAACCUUAUCCCUCAUAAGCAACAUCAGCACUCAGAUUGAGCCAGUUUACAAGAAGCAUUUUCCAAAGUUUCUCCGGAUGGUUAUUAAGAAAUUCAGGAGUGGCUCUAUUGUGGUAGAUUCAGCCCUUCAAUUUGAUAGCAAUGGCACGACGCCUAAUGCAACAGACAUAAAGCAAGUCCUUACUGAUGCAGCUGCAAAUGGAAACCUGACCAUCAAAAUCAGCAAUGACACCAUCAACGUUACGGCACCUGCCACACCUGUAACACCUGUGACACCUACUAACACCACAAAUACUACCUCAAAUACUCCACUGUUUAAUUUAGUAUUCAGCAUUGUGGACACCUUCAACGACACCUUGUCAAAUUUGUCCUCAUCUGACGCUACAACUCUACAAACAAAAAUCAUUGAUCAGUUUGGUAAUGUUUUCAAGAAACGUUUUACAAACUAUAUGCGAAUGCUAAUUCAGAAAUUCAGUAAAGGUUCCAUUGUGACGAACAGUUUACUUGAGUUUAACAGCACUGCCGGUACAGUUGCAGCAAGUGAUGUGGUUAACACAAUUAUUCAAGGAAUUAAAAAUGGAAAUUUCACCUUCACAAUCGAUCAGAAAUCCAUCAAAGUUACAGACCCAUCAGGAAACACGGCGUUCUCCAGUUCUCAAGUGAUCACUAGUACGCUUACAGUUCUGUGGAUGAGUCUAGCAUCACUUCUGCUGUCAGGAGUGAUCCACCUAUAACCACAUUCAUAUGAAGAAUCAAAGAAAAACUUUAAACAUGUUUACCUCAAAACAUAUUAUAAUGGAUCAUGUCAUCUUUGAUCUUUUAAACUCAUUAUGUACUAUUUAGUUAACAUUCAGAACCAACAACUUAUUGUACUUUGCGCAACACGUCAUAAGCUGUAACGAUUAUCUGAAACAGUAGUCUUAUAUUUAGAGCCAGGUGAUGUAUUGUAUGUCUAA
Molecule: messenger RNA, 969 nt
Organism: Misgurnus anguillicaudatus (oriental weatherfish)
Lineage: Eukaryota; Metazoa; Chordata; Actinopteri; Cypriniformes; Cobitidae
Source: RefSeq, a predicted model, not a curated record